UUUCCUUUACAACUAAAACUACUUAAAAGUCAUUCAGCAAACUAAUAAUUCUUGAGGUUUAGGCAGCUGAGUAGGAUACAUAGAAUAUAUGUACAGCCAUUAAUGUUAGUGAGCUGUUAGAAGAGCUGUUUGCUUGUGGGGAGGUCCAGUCUAAGUACAGUAGGUACUCUAUGUUAGUAGCCUAACUAAUAUUGAAAACUUCCAGAACUGGUAAGUCUUUCUUUUUCUGGAUCAAAAUUUGUAUAUGUUUAUGGGAAUAACAAUGCUGAUAUAUUUGAAAAAUGUGUGUUUUUAUGAGCAAUAACAAGAUAACAUCAAAAUGAUGAAUUUAGGUAGCUGACUGCAUUCAAAAUGAUUGUUUCUUAUGUCUUAUCAUUUAAGAGUUAUUAACCCUGCCACAUUUAAGUGAACUGGAAAAAGCUAAUUAAUAUGUUGAAAACUUAAGCAAACUUAAAGCACAUCAAGGUAUAGGCCUACAUAUUUUAAACUCAAAUCUUAAUGUUAAACAAACAAACACAAAUGUAAUUUCCAUGUUGUCCUCUUCAUAGCUCACUGGCCUGAUUAUGACAAUGAAAACUGAAGAUAUUUAUAAUGUCAGCUCACUGCCUCCUAUCCUAGACUCAUACACAUCAGCACAGUGUCCCGAAAAGGCAGCCGGUCAGAGGCAGAGGAGACAACAAGGCCCCAGCAGAACAGGCAAGAUGCCGAUGGAGAUGACUUCUGCUCAUGCUGAGGAUUCUGAUCAAAUGCUUGAGAGAAAACGAAAAGCUCUUCUAGAUCAGCGCCAUCUGAAGACAUACUACAGACUACAGCGUAUGAAAGACCUGCUUUCACACCAGCAUGCUACACUACUGAGGGAAAAAGUUCAAAGACAAAGACAAGAGAUGAAGCACCAUGAUUCCAAACUUAGAGAAGGACACAAAGAACAGAAGCUUGUGACCAUUCAGAGGGCCACCAGAUCAACCCUCACACACGAUGAUGCAUACUUGAAGUGUCUUCCUAAAACACGCUUCUACCUGGUUCUGGAACUGCAGAAACAGCUGGCACGACUAGGGUAUCUUCAGAGCCGCAGGGAACAGGAGGUGUUCAGGGUCUGGACAGAACAGCACCGAAGCACAUGUCAACUUGAGAAGCAACUACAAGCAAUGGAACACAGCAGUAAUCCCAGCUCAGAUGUUACUCUUGAGAACAUGCUGAAACAGAAGUCUGGGUCUCUCCCGAAGCUUCAGAUCACACCUGAUGACUCCAGAGUACAACACAAACAUAUGUCAGUCUCACCAAGAGGGAAUGAAGGAGAGGUGAACACUUUCCAACAACAGGGCAAACAGAGCUGUGGACGGGAAGAAACUGAGCUCAUGUUUCCUGAGGUCUUCACUCGGGAGCUCAAAGUGCCUAAAUUUUCCAGUUUGCGGUCAACCUUUCUGGAAGAAGUCAGCUCCAAGAUGCUUCUUUUGAAAAUCUAUGAGCCACCGAUCUGCUCAAAGACCUUUGACAUUAAACACAAAACGAGAUUCAUGCACAACCUCUCGCUCUCUCAUAUGGCUGACACUCAGAGAAUUAUGGCAAAAAAUGGACUCAGUUUGCAAUGCACAGAUGGUUUCAGCAUUAAAGAAUUGAUGGAGCAUGAAUGUCACCACAACAUCCAAACUCAGAAGUCCAGAUAUCCCACAGAGCCUGACUUUACACACCUGAGUGAUAAAGGAACUGAGAACCCAGAAUACUUCACUGAGAGCCCAAAUACUAAUUUCUCACCAAGUCUCCAUCUAGCUGGGAAAAGCACAGAUGAAUCCCAAUCUAGUUCUGCUGAAGACACUCAAUCAUCAUUUAUCGACAUGCCUCUAUGCAUAACUGACAUCUAUACUAGUCAUGUUGUUGAGGUACUGUAUGUGUUUUAUACACCAUAUUGUUUCUAUGAUAAAAUAGAUACAAACCAACCAACCAACCACACAAUAAUACUGAUAAUACUGAUAAUUUCUUCAUCAGUUAACUGCAGUUUUACUUUGUUUCAGGUGGAAAACUCUGAAGUGAAGAUGUGGUCAAAUUACACAGAGUGUUGAUUUGUCCCUUUGAAACAAACUUUGAGAAUAAAUGUACAAAAACUUACCUUUAGGGUCACCUUCUUUACCAAUAAAGGGUGCAUAUUACUUUAGAGUAGUAAUAGUAAGCUACUCUUAGUAUACUAUUACGAACCCUUUAGUGGUAAAGCUGUACCUAGUUUUUACGAUUUGUAUUGUUAAAAAAAAAAAAAUUGCUAUACAAAUAAACUUGAAUUUACUUCUUUUCAUUUCUUUACUUUUCUGAGAGCGCAGGUCCAGGAUGCUGUUAGCUAAUGGAGAGGACAUAAGUUAAAAGACGUCCUGUUUUACUCAUAAAUGCAUUUCAUUUUUAUCACAUUGUUUUACUUUACUGUGUAUUUAGUCAAUAAAUAUCAUAAAAAAUAAUUUCUGAAACAUUUUGUUGUUCCUAUAAAAUCUUUUUUUUUUUUUUUUUUUUUAGCGGAAUUUCCUCUUCAGGAGAUCGAGCUGGGUCUAAUACUAUGGGGAACGCCCUCUGCGUGACCACACUCUGAAUCACAAUUUUUUUUUGGCCAGGCUCAGGUGGACCUUUUUGCGACUCAGGAGACAUCGCAAUGUCCCCUCUGGUUCUCUCUAGUUCAUCCAGCUCCUCUGGGACUGGACGCUAUGACUUGGCCGAGGCUUUGAUUGUAUGCUUUUUCCCCAGUCGCUCUGCUCCUAGGAGUUCUGUCGAAAGUAUGCCGGGAUGUUACUAGUAGCCACAUUCUGGCCGGGCUGAGUAUGGUUCUCAGAUCUGAUCUCGCUACUCGACAGCUCUCCAUGGAAGAUUCCAGUCAGGAGAGAUGACACCUGAUGGUGCAGAGAACACCAGCUUAACCUUAGCCUUAGCUCUGCUCUUCGGAUACACACUAGGCAGGGAUUUGGAAGUCUGGCAGUGUGGGCACCUCGUUCCCCAAAGUGUUUGAUGCAGCUCAAGUUCCUGAAGAGGAACGUCUCAGGUUAUGUAUGUAACCAUGGUUCCUCGAAGGAACGAGACGCUGCGUCUCGAAGCCAUUCUCCUGCCACACCUGCCAGCACUUGCUUCAUUCCUAGAGGCUGACGCUGGCACUGCCGCACGUGCUUUUAAGC
This is a messenger RNA of Carassius gibelio (silver crucian carp), 3143 nucleotides long. RefSeq lists its product as uncharacterized. NCBI's taxonomy places the organism in Eukaryota, Metazoa, Chordata, Actinopteri, Cypriniformes, Cyprinidae. Bases 564 to 2057 code for a protein of 497 amino acids. The transcript is spliced from 12 exons. The record is from RefSeq and is a predicted model, not a curated record.